AACUUUUGUUUCCUUUUACCUUUACAGUAAGGCAGAAGAGAAUGAAAGAAGUAGAUAAUCUUGAAAGUAUAAAAGAAUGGGUUUGUGAAACAGGAUCUGACAACCAACCUCUUAGUGAUAAUCGACAAUCAACUUGUGAGUAUUUUGUCGACAGUCUUUUUGAGGAAGCCCAGAAGGUUGGUGCCAGAUGCUUGUCUCCCACUGAACAGAAGAAACAGGUAGAUAUAAAUAUAAAAUUAUGGAAAAAUGGAUUCACGGUCAAUGAUGAUUUCAGAAGUUAUUCAGACGGUGCAAGUCAGCAGUUUCUGAACUCCAUCAAAAAGGGGGAAUUGCCUUUGGAAUUACAGGGAACAUUUGAUAAGGAGGAGGUGGAUGUUAAAGUUGAAGAUAAGAAACAUGAAGUGUGUGUGGCAACGAAGCCUGUGUUCCAGCCCUUCUCAGGACAGGGUCACCGACUGGGAAGUGCCACACCAAAAAUUAUUUCUAAAACAAAAAGUAUUGAAGUUGAGAAGAAAAAUAAUUUGUCUACUGUCCCACUAAACAACCUGGAACCCAUCACUAAUAUACAGAUCUGGUUAGCCAGUGGGAAAAGGAUUGUUCAGAAAUUUAACAUGUCUCAUAGGAUAAGCCACAUCAAAGACUUCAUUGAAAAGUACCAAGGAUCUCAGAGAAGUCCUCCCUUUUCCCUGGCCACGGCUCUCCCGUGCCUCAGGCUGCUAGAUGAAGCACUCACGCUGGAAGAAGCAGACUUACAGAACGCCGUCAUCAUCCAGAGACUCCACAGAACCACAGAGCCUUUUAGAGGACUUUCAUAACAUUGACCUUUGACACACUAAGUGGAAAGUUUGCAGGGAAGUGAUGGUUCGUAAGUGAACAUGCAAACCAAAAUGGGGGGAAGUCGGGUUCGCUGAACUUUUGGUUUGAGACCUAUUUAGCUCCCUCCAGAUGGGAAGACAAGUAAGUACAAGUUAGGAGAGGAAGCUACGACGAAACUAUAUUCAGUGCACUGUCUCCCAAAGGCUACUCAGAGAAAUAUACUUCUUUUCAAAUACCAAUGAUUCAACAUAAGAUAGAUUAAAGGACUAUAUCAUUUAGUAUCUUAAUGUGGUAUAAAUUAGCAAACAUGUUCACAGCAUCACUCAUUUAAACAUCAUCCCAAACAGCAGUGAUUUACUCAAAUGUUAGCUUGGCUCAGAAUUUUUAAAUAGCAAUACAUUAAAAGUUAUACAUGGCAGGUUAAAA
Myotis brandtii (Brandt's bat) is the source of this 1242-nucleotide messenger RNA. RefSeq names its product UBX domain protein 2A (gene UBXN2A). Gene Ontology annotation, cellular component: nucleus; cytosol. NCBI's taxonomy places the organism in Eukaryota, Metazoa, Chordata, Mammalia, Chiroptera, Vespertilionidae. Gene Ontology annotation, molecular function: ubiquitin binding. The record is from RefSeq and is a predicted model, not a curated record. Gene Ontology annotation, biological process: membrane fusion; autophagosome assembly; nuclear membrane reassembly. The coding region runs from base 42 to 815 and encodes 257 amino acids. The transcript is spliced from 6 exons.